AUGGUGGUCUUUGUAUUGAAAACUCUGACUGCAGUACACUUGAAACAUUUGGAUCACGAGAAGAUAGAAGCUAUAUGGCUAAGAAUAGUAACCAAAUCAAGCUCGGUGACAAUAGGUUCAUUCUAUAGACCCCCGGACAAUACGGCUUUCUUCGAAGAUAUAGUAAUACCUUUAGAAAAAGCUUGGUACAAAUACAAGAACUUAGUUUUGGUGGGGGAUUUCAACGUCAAUUUCAGCAAAACAGCACAUGGACAUGAGCUAAGACUACAAGAAAAACUUAUGUCUGCGCUUGUUCAAUUUGACUGUUCCGUCAUAAAUAAAGAUUUCACAAGGGUAACGCCUACCCCAGAAACAAUGAUCGACUUGAUAAUCACAAACAAAGCCGAUUUGGUGGAAAAUAUUAAAACAGCAGACACUGGAAUAUCCGAUCACAAUGUAGUAUCCUUCUCUAUGGAUUUUAAGCCAAGAAAGGUGCCUCCCAGGGUAGUAACUAUAAGAAACUGCAAGAAAAUGGAGAUAGAAAAAUUCAAGUUGGAUCUACAAAAUGCUCCAUGGUCUACUUGUGAAAUGUUCGAAGAUGUCGAAGACAAGUGUUCAGUAUGGACAGAUAUAUUCAAAGAUAUAUGUGAAGAACAUGUGCCAAAAAGAAAAGUUAAGCGCCGACGACAAACAUUGCCAUGGAUCAGCGGUGCAUUGAGACACAAAAUGAACAGGAGAUACAAGGCUUUGCAGAAAGCAAAGAAAGAAAGAAACAACGAAGGACUGUGGAAAGAAUACCGGAAGUUGAGGAAUGAGGUGACAGCAGAAUUAAGGAGAGCUAAAUCAACCUACUUUGCGGAGCUUGCAAAUUGUCAAAAAAUAAACACACGGAAGUAUUGGAAAAUUCUAAAUCGAGCCAGUGGGAAGGAAUCAAACAUGAAGACCAUUCGUGCGAUUAAGUCAGAUACUGGCGCAUUGGUCACAAAUGAUAGAGAGAUAGCAAAUAUAUUGAAUAAGCAUUUCGCAACUACAGGAGAAAAGUUAGCAGGUCUCUUAAACAGCCACUACGUGCCAACAGUAGAGCUCAUUGAUCGAAUAUCCCCAACCGUUAUGGAAAUUGAAAUACAGGAAGAGAAUGUAAAAGAGAACUUGUUAAGGCUCAAUACACAUAAAGCGACUGGCCCAGAUAACUUGCCACCGAUUUUGCUGAGAGCCGCUGCCGAAGAAAUUGCACCAUCAUUGACAGAUAUUUUCCAAACAAGUGCAAGGACUGCUACUCUACCCAGUUUGUGGAAG
Molecule: messenger RNA, 1275 nt
Organism: Paramuricea clavata
Lineage: Eukaryota; Metazoa; Cnidaria; Anthozoa; Malacalcyonacea; Plexauridae
Source: the annotation of a GenBank genome assembly